Messenger RNA from Paramecium octaurelia, 1604 nucleotides. The record is from the annotation of a GenBank genome assembly. Lineage: Eukaryota; Ciliophora; Oligohymenophorea; Peniculida; Parameciidae.
AUGAAAAAUAUAGAGUCAAACUUAAUUUGCGUUGAUAAAGAUUGUAAAUUAAAUAGAGCUAUAACUAAUUGGAAAGAGUUAUAGAAUCAUUUCCAAUAUCAACACAAAGUUUAUACUUAAGAAAAGUUCGAGAAGAAAGUUAAUAUCAAGUUAAAAGAAAACAACCAGAAACUCAAAAUGUCUAUUGAGUAACAUAUUUCUGAGUAUAUUGCAAAAGAAGAGUAAUAAAUUAACUAAAGAAUUAAGUCUCUAUUUUAACUUUUUUAAAAUCAUUCUAUUAUUGAAUUUGUACAUUUGCAAGAGUAAAUUAUAAAUAAUGAGCAAAUAGAGAGUAUAUCUCCUAACCACUAAUAUGACAGCAAUCUCAAAAAAUAUAUUGAAAUAUAUUAUAAUUCAUCUGGAUAAUCUAACUAAUCUUUAGUUAAUACUUUUUUAGAAGGAGUUAAGUAUAAAUUCAAUACGAUUAUCAAUGAAAUGUUGAAUUUUAUUGAUAAGUUAGAGCUUAACCAUAAAUAGGAAAGUCAAUAUUCUUACAACGAAGCCCCAUAACCUUAGUAAGAGGACUAUUUUUAUUAAAAAAAUAUAUAAUUUAACUAGAACUCUAAUUAAACAUACCAAAAUUAAUAUGAUUAUAAAUACGUACAAUAACAAGAGAAUACUGAUGUGUAUCAAUUUUAAUAAGAAGAUCCAUCAAAUAAACCUCUAAGAUGGUAUAAAAGCCCCUCAAACUAAUAAUAAAGACCAUAAUUGUAUGCUUAGGAAUAAUCAAAGAAAGACUAUCAAUAAGGAUUAUAAUUAUAGUAAGAAAAAUAAUAUAAACCUGAGUAUAUUUACAAUCCUAAAAAUGAUGUCAAUAAUGAUAAUUAAGAUAGAAUUUAAUUUUUAUUACCAUCUGAAAGUAAUUAAAUUAAAAAAAGUAAUCCAACAAAGAUAAAAGUUAUUGAUACUUAAGAUUUAAAUUAAGAGAAAUAAGAUAUACCGAUUGUUGUCGAGUAAUCUCAAAAUUAAGGAAAAGAAAUAUAAACUGAUCAAUCUUUUUAAAGAACAAAAAUAGUUGGCAAGAAGUUCGAUAUAACAAAUUCUGAUAAACACCUAAAAUAUUCAUAGAGGUUUACAUAAUACUCUUGUGUUUAAUAAGGAGUGGCCUUGGUAGAAGGUGCUUUUACAUUAAAUGAUAAUGCAAAGGUCAAAUUUAAAUUUUCAGAGCCAUUUGAGAAAAUUCUAGUAAAAAAUCAUUAUUAUAUAAAAGACAGCUUCUUUUGGAAUGUAAAACGUUGAUGAUUAGGGUAAAAAGCUAGGAACUUACAAUCUCUAUUUGGAUUAAUCUGGAAGUAUGAGUUUGUUUAAUGUAUUAGUGUUGUAUAAGAAUGAAAAGGCAAGACAAGGAUAAUUGAAAAUUGAAUUAAACUAAGAGUAUAUGAUGUAAUACAGAGCUGAGAAACGACUGUUGUCAUUCAGAAAAUAAGAUCAUUCAGUAAAUUAUAUUUCUCCAAAUAGGAAUACCUUCAUAUUGAAGGAAGUAUCUCUGGAAGCUUUAAAUUUUAUGUUAAGUUAUAUGGAUUGCAAGUUUCGAUAAUUAAAUGAAUAUGAAAACCAGUAUUAAU